This is a messenger RNA of Guillardia theta CCMP2712, 841 nucleotides long. RefSeq lists its product as hypothetical. NCBI's taxonomy places the organism in Eukaryota, Cryptophyceae, Pyrenomonadales, Geminigeraceae. The transcript has a single exon. Bases 326 to 526 code for a protein of 66 amino acids. The record is from RefSeq and is a predicted model, not a curated record.
UCACACUACCGUUCAUUUUGCUAUCCCUCGUCCACGUUGUGUGCUGAUGGCGCUUUAACCAAACAUAAGAUCAACCUGAUUGAGCAUGUAAUCUCUUUCGUCGAUGUCUUCAUCACCCAUCGGUGGGAAUUCUCCGUUUAUCUGAGGCGCCCCGCUGCAUCUUGCUGGUUAUCUGCUUUUCUUCUCUAUUGCCUUCUGCCUUUUCGACGUCUCCUGUCUCUUGCUUCCAAACAUCCGUCCGUACAUUUAUCUUAUGCAUUUGCUUCUUUUCAAUGCAUUUUUAUAUACUUUUCUUGUGUUUUUUGUUCUGCCUGACUAUCUUUUGAUGUCCAACUACAAACUCCCCUUGAUUCUCUUUGCAAUUGAAUCGAAGGAUAAUUUUAUUGAUUCAGAUCACACCAUAGUUUCAUAUUGGUGGGUUGUGUCAGAACAGGCUGUUGGUAGGAAUGGUGGCGGGAGCGAAGCCGUUGCUUCCUCAGAGGCUAAGUUGAACUCAAGGCAGGCGGCAGUGUUUGACCAUUGGUAGACUCAAAGAUUAGGGGAAAAUCAUCAGGAAAACGCAGUGAUAGUAUUUGGGCAAGCGAGUCAAGAUGGAAAAAAAAAAUUCAUUCAAGCAGAGAGGAAAAUGAGCAACCGUCAGCUCAGAAUGCAUGAUGUACGCCAGACAACCUAAGGUGGGAACAGAGGGGGCGUGUUUCUCAACUGAGGCUGAGGGUAUCGAAUACAAUAAUGUCCGACUUGGCAUGGAGGAAACAUGAGUUCACAGAUAUAAGCCCAAACUCUCCGCUCUGAUAAUGAAAUCCGCUGCUAUUCCCGAGAAUAUUUCGUGGUAUGCUGAAUU